AUGGCGGAAGCAGCGAUCCGGGCGGCGCUCGAGCAGGGCGGCGCCAUCCGCACCGCCAUCGUCGAGGAGAUUGCCAAAACCUUCCAGCCAGGGGAACCAGGCUUGCGUGCCAUUGAGAAAGCAGCGGGUGAGGUCGUGCGCGACAAGGCCAUUGAGGCAGUGACUGCGGUGUUGAAAGAUCCUACGUCAGGUUUGUCGACGCUCAUCAAGGACGAAUACAACAGGCGCGCAGACACUGAGUUUCCGUACAGGGCAAAGCUCCGCGCACUUAGCAUGGACGAGUGGGUGUCGGCCUGGCGCGAUUUGGUCGUAGACCAGGACCAGGUAUCGUGGACGCUCCAAGCCGUCGAGCAGAACAGUUCCCCGGCCACAAUCCUGGCGCUGCAGGCGGCGCACCCCGAGAACGCCGACUUGCAGCAGCUUCGCCGCGCGUCUACAGCGCGCUAUGCGGCAAAAUUGUCAUGGAAGCAGCUGUGCCUCCCCAGCCAUGGCGGCUCGUGGGACAAGCUCGAGAACUUCCUUAUGGAGAAGGCAGAUUCACCAUUGGACAAUGUCAAGGCCCUGGCGCGAUCGUUGCUGGUCUUGUUGAACCUCUUGGACCGCCGCUGCACUGUCGUGCAGUCCGCCAAGAAAACGGGGCCAGAGAAAGCUGCAGCGCAGAGGGAACACCUCCUCGAGUUCAUUCACCUGGCCAUCAAGCAAUGCAAGCGGCGGACCACGAAAGCGAGUGCGUCUAUCCCGCUUGGGCACGAGCUCUUGUUGCGCGACUUCGCCCAGGACCUCAUUUUGGCGGAGGCCGCGCUGGCGGCCAAGGGGCUCGGAAAAAGGCUGGCUGCGUCUGAUGUGUCAGGGGCGCCGUCGGCGAAGGCACCUCGCUACGGCGAGGGGUCUGCGGGCGCUUCCCCCCAGGUUUCGGCGCGCUCCAGUGGUUCAGCCAACCAGGGCUUCACCGCGAAGAAGGAGCCCGGCGACAAGCCCGACCGCGAGGCCUUGUUGGACACGCUGCUGCGCGAGCUGGAGCACGUGGUCCGGACCGGCAGCACCAAGAAGAUCCAGGAGCACGUGUGCAAGAAUUGCUUGUUCAGCGGCAAGGGCAUCGUCAAACGCACGCUGAAGCACUGCAAGGAACAGGGAAACGAUUGCAUGCUCCCGUGUUCUAAAUGCACGAAGGCGGGACGGACAAGCCAUCUCCUGCACUGGAUGUCGGAGUGCAAGAACUAG
This is a messenger RNA of Prorocentrum cordatum, 1221 nucleotides long. The record is from the annotation of a GenBank genome assembly. Lineage: Eukaryota; Dinophyceae; Prorocentrales; Prorocentraceae.